AUGGUUUCUUCCUACUCCAUUACUUUGCAAUUUCUCUCCGUUUUUGUACCUUCCAUGAGUAAUUUUCCCGUAUUUUUCUCUGUUCUCUUGUGUUUCUCCACUCUAGUAUCAUCCCAACUCAAUGAACUCUUUUUUCCAGGCUUCAAAGAUUUUAGCACCAACAUAACCUUACGUCAAGCUGCAAUAAUCGAGAAAAAUGGUAUUCUUCGUCUAACAAAAUAUUCCGGUCUUACAGAAGGUCAAGCCUUCUAUCGCUUGCCGAUCCAGUUCAAGAACUCCACAAAUCAACAAGUCUUUAAUUUCUCUUCCACAUUUGUGCUAGGUAUCGUCUCUCGCCUUCCAGAUUUUGGUGGCCUCACCUUCACCAUAUCACCAUCUAUUGAACUCAGUGAUUUACCAAGUCAGGAUCUAGGACUCCUUAAUCAAACCAAUAUGAGAAACUUUACAAAUCCUUUAUUUGCCGUUGAGUUUGGUACAGUUAAAAUUAUUAAGCCUGGUGUGAUCGAGGGCAACCAUGUUAACAUCGCUAUCAACGGUUCGUUUUCGAAUGUAUCUCCAGCUGCAGCAUACUUCGAUAACAGUUCAACCAUACACAACUUGAGUCUAACGAGUGGAAACCCAAUCUUGGCAUGGAUCGAUUACGAUGCAUCUGAAAAUAUACUGAAUGUCACCAUCUCUCCAAAUUAUCCCAGACCAAGAUUGCCCUUAUUGUCUUAUAAAGUAAAUCUUUCACCCAUCUUUCAUGAGUUCAUGUAUAUUGGCUUCACUUCUACACCAGGAUUUUUAGAUAGUAGUUAUAUUCUAGGGUGGAGUCUUAAAAUCAAUGGGGAAGCUCGAGCUCUUGAUCUCUCUUCUCUUCCUUCAAUUCCUCAGAACAAGAAAAAGCAGACAGAUAUCAUAAUUAUAUAUUUUACUGAAUGCCAACUGAUCAAACUUUGUCUCGUUAAUUUCCAAAUAGAGAAGUUUCUAUUUGACUUAUUUAGUGAAGCAAAGGAGCUUGAGAUUGACGGAAAGAAAAGCUUCAACUUGACAGUUUUUAAAGUAUCAUCCAUUAUGUUAGCCACAGAUAACUUCUCCUCUCAAAGUAAACUUGGAGAGGGUGGUUAUGGACCUGUUUAUAAGGGUUUGUUGUCUGACGGACAAGAAGUAGCAAUAAAGAGAUUAUCAAGAAGAUCAAAACAAGGACUAGUGGAGUUCAAGAACGAGCUUAUAAUAGUAGCUAGAUUACAACAUAAUAGUCUGGUGCGGCUCUUGGGUUUCUGCAUUCAAGGGCAAGAGAAAAUUUUGGUCUAUGAAUACAUGCCAAAUAAAAGUUUGGACACUUACAUUUUUGAUGCUAAUGAAAGAAGGUUGUUUGAUUGGAAAAAAUGUUUUAACAUCAUUGAAGAAAUAGCUCAUGGACUACUUUAUCUACACAAGCAUUCAAGACUCAAAAUAAUUCAUAGAGACCUGAAAGCCAGUAAUAUAUUGCUUGACAAAAAUAUGAAUCCCAAGAUAUCCGACUUUGGUAUGGCAAAAGUGUUUGUUACAACGGAAUCUGAAGCAAAUACGAAUAGAGUUGUGGGCACACGCGGUUAUAUGGCUCCUGAAUACACUAUAGGCGGCAUCUUCUCUGAGAAAUCCGAUGUAUUCAGUUUCGGAGUGUUGGUUUUGGAAAUCAUAAGUGGUAGGAGGUGCAACAACACUAUCUUUUAUGAUGGCAGCCCUCUCAACCUUGUUGGAUAUGCAUGGCAGUUGUGGAAGGAAGGUUCAUCCAUGGAACUAAUGAAUCCAACACUUUAUGAUUCAUGUUGUGAAGAGCAAGUUCGGAAAUGCAUUAACUUGGCUCUGCUUUGUGUUGAACACAAUCCAAUAGACAGACCUAUCAUGUCAGUAGUUGUUUCUCUGUUAAUAACAGGUGAAGGUGUGAAAUUACCGGUGCCAAAACAGCCUGCAUUUUGCAUUGAAAGAAAGAUUGUUGGGGACAAAGCAAGUGGCAUAAACAAGGCAGAGAAUACAAAAAAUAACUUAACUAUAUCUGUGCUGGAGCCACGAUAAAGGACACUUGGAAACAUCUCACAGUAGCAUGAAUUCAGGAGAUAUUGUUCCUAUUCUGUGGCCCUAUAUGAUUUCUCCCCAUUAGUUUAAAUUGGACCUUUUUCUUUGUAUAAGGUGAAUUGCACAAAUAAGGGAUCUCUCUUUUCUUCUUCCUUUCU
Mangifera indica (mango) is the source of this 2195-nucleotide messenger RNA. Its product is annotated as L-type lectin-domain containing receptor kinase S.4-like. The transcript has 6 exons. The record is from RefSeq and is a predicted model, not a curated record. The coding region runs from base 1 to 2037 and encodes 678 amino acids. Lineage: Eukaryota; Viridiplantae; Streptophyta; Magnoliopsida; Sapindales; Anacardiaceae. Gene Ontology annotation, molecular function: carbohydrate binding; protein serine/threonine kinase activity; ATP binding. Gene Ontology annotation, biological process: protein phosphorylation.